AGCCGCCGCCUUCCUCCGCCCGUACCGCCGCCGCCGGCCGCGUAUCCGAGAGACCGGCCUGAGGGUGCUGAGAGGCAAAAUGGUCCACGCUGAAGCGUUUUCACGUCCCCUGAGCCGGAAUGAAGUGGUCGGGUUAAUUUUUCGUUUAACCAUAUUUGGUGCCGUAACAUAUUUUACCAUUAAAUGGAUGGUUGAUGCCAUUGAUCCGACCAGAAAGCAGAAAGUAGAAGCUCAGAAACAGGCUGAAAAACUAAUGAAGCAAAUCGGAGUGAAAAAUGUCAAGCUUACUGAAUACGAAAUGAGUAUUGCUGCACAUCUCGUAGACCCACUUAGCAUGCAUGUAACCUGGAGUGAUAUUGCAGGCUUAGAUGAUGUUAUUACAGAUUUGAAAGACACUGUCAUUUUGCCCAUCAAGAAGAAAUACUUGUUUGAGAAUUCCAGGCUCUUACAGCCACCAAAAGGAGUACUUCUCUAUGGCCCUCCCGGCUGUGGCAAAACGCUGAUCGCCAAAGCUACGGCAAAGGAAGCGGGUUGUCGAUUUAUUAAUCUCCAGCCGUCAACGUUGACGGACAAAUGGUAUGGAGAGUCUCAAAAACUGGCGGCUGCUGUCUUCUCCCUUGCUAUAAAGCUCCAACCGUCCAUCAUUUUUAUUGACGAAAUAGAUUCCUUCUUACGAAGUCGAUCGAGUUCUGACCAUGAAGCUACAGCUAUGAUGAAAGCUCAGUUCAUGAGUCUGUGGGAUGGACUGGACACCGAUUAUAACUGCCAAGUAGUAGUGAUGGGAGCCACCAACCGUCCUCAGGAUCUUGACUCCGCAAUCAUGAGAAGAAUGCCGACCCGGUUUCACAUCAACCAACCUGCUCUGAAACAAAGAGAAGCAAUCUUGAAGCUCAUUUUGAAAAAUGAAAAUGUGGACAGGCAUGUAGAUCUCCUAGAAGUUGCAAAAGAGACUGACGGCUUCUCAGGCAGUGAUCUGAAAGAAAUGUGCCGGGAUGCAGCGCUCCUCUGUGUCAGGGAAUACGUUAAUUCUGCCUGCGAAGAAGAAACCCGUGACGAAGAUGAAAUUCGGCCUGUGCAGCAGCAGGAUCUCCACAGGGCAAUUGAGAAGAUGAGAAAAUCGAAGGAUGCCACGCUGCAGAACGUUUUGAUGCACGUUAGUCUAGAUUAAGACAAAAGAGUGCGUUUGCAGUUUCUGAUGUGAUUUAGUUUGACUUCUGUAAUCCAUUAGCAAAAACAAUGUCAGGGGUUGGGAGCGGGGAUGUUCCUUCAAUAAGGGAGUUCUGUUUCUGGAAUUGUUUUUAUACAACAGAUUCUAAGUUAUUGAAAUUUCGUCAUGCACAACUAGAAGCGUAACAAUAGAUCACGAAGUGGAACAAUUACAGCCCAGACCAGGAGGGACUGCCUGUGUCUUGUCCCGUAACGAUGCGCUGCGUAGCCUUAAAGCGGGUUCUGAUGUGGCGCGUGGGUGCAGCGGGGCACCGGUGUGGAGGGGAGACGGUCCAUUACCAGUUUGUGUACGUAUGUACGAGCGUGUGUGUAUGUAUGAAAUGUAUAUAUCCACACUUUUUUUUUUAUAUAUAGACAUAAUCUGUAGAUAACUUGAGUAUGGAAAAUCUUUUCUACUUACUGAAUCACACCAAAUCAGAAGAUGUAUAGGUUAAAGAUUUGUCGAUACUCAGUUCACAUUUACUUCUUCCUUCUAGUGGCAAAUACGAAGACGGAAAUUCUGCUUCUAGAAUAACUUUCAGGCAAAAUUUGAAAUGUUACUGAUUUUGCUUUCACAUGACCACUUGAAAUCUGGUGCCAUUUAGUAAAGAUAGUGAACCACUGUAAAAAUGUUUGAAUACUUUUCAUUUUGUAUUAAUUCUGGUUUUUGAGGCUUUUUAAAUGAAUGCUGGUUUUAUUUUUAUUUUUCCCUCGAUGGGAGUAAUUAGAGUAGAAUCUUAACUGGUCUUUCAUAAAGCCCCACAUAUUAACAAGCUCUCCGAAAUGGUGGCUUUCUGAUCUAUUAUGCAUUGUAACGAGGGCUUGCUGCGAUUUUAAUCUCCUCUGGCAGACCCACUGCCGCGCUGGGGCGUUGCGUACCACGAAGUGUCACGUGCGUAGCUCUGAGGUGCGGGGGGACACACACGUUUGGUGACGUUUUGCUCUGUCAUGUGCUCUGAUCUGCAAAACUGAAGAGAAGGGAAUGGGGUUUCGGUUUAUAAAUGUGAUUUAGCCGUGUUCUGCUGUACCCGUGGGUAACAGUUCUGGUAAAUUCAUGUAACGUUACGUAGCGAUAAAGGCAAAGGGUUAAAAAUGUAAGUGGCAAAAGUGUUUUGAUAAAGCUGUUGUCAGUAGGUUUUCAAUAAUUUGAUUUUUCUUCUUAUAAUAUUAUGA
Molecule: messenger RNA, 2379 nt
Organism: Gavia stellata (red-throated loon)
Lineage: Eukaryota; Metazoa; Chordata; Aves; Gaviiformes; Gaviidae
Gene: ATAD1
Product: ATPase family AAA domain containing 1
Exons: 10
Coding region: 80-1168 (362 amino acids)
Cellular component (GO): mitochondrial outer membrane
Molecular function (GO): ATP hydrolysis activity; ATP binding
Source: RefSeq, a predicted model, not a curated record